UACAACCUUCACCUUUCUCCCAAUAAAACAAUAUACGUUAUUUGAUUUGGUUUAGGCAGUUUUUAUAUGUCCCAAAUUAAAUUAAUUGUGAUUUGGUUAAGUUUAAUCCAAAAGUGCAUGUUUUUAGUGUAAAAAUGGAGCCACACUUGUCAAAUUGAUUUAAUUUUGGUGGUUUGAACGGUCAGGGUGGUUGUUUGCCACCGCUGUCUCCACCCCUAAAAAAGCACCUUUCAGAAAGAAUCCACAUAUUAAUGUUACAUAGAACAGAAAUAAAUAAUUGACCAAAAAAAAAAGAAAAAGAAAUAAAUAUAGCAGGAGUAAAAAGCAAGACUAAUAAAUAAAGAGGAAGUUAAAAAAAAAAAAAAAAAAAGUGAGAGGACCAACCAACCAAGACGUGUUGCUUAAACAUCUUGGCGCCGUCUCUGUCUGCUUGUGAUAGUGAUAGUUGUCGUGAAACCCUACGACGUUCGGAAAAUCUUCACUUGCAUUAUUUAUUAGUUAGCUUAAACCCUAAACCCACACAGAGAUUUACAGAGUGAUCCGAAACGACGAUGUUGGGUGUUAUAAGGCGAAGAGUCGUUUCUGGAGCCUCCUCUGCUUCGAUUCUGGGGCAGUCAUUGCACUCAAUCCGACCUAUUGCAAGCUCUGAGAUUCUGCUUCAACCCAGAGGAGGAUUGGGUCGGGUCCGGAACCUUUCUCACCUCAUUUUUGCAGGUUCCUCGCCUUGUAUCAAGAAAACCAGGAAUGUUGGCGUUGUUAUUCAACUAGAGCCCAUCAGGCAAAUGUGGAGCAGGCCCUUUUCUUCAGAGACUGGGGAUUUCAUUGAUGCGGUUGUCCCUCAUAUGGGUGAAUCUAUUACUGAUGGCACUUUGGCGAAAUUUUUGAAGAACCCUGGCGAUCGUGUUGAAGUUGAUGAACCAAUUGCUCAAAUUGAAACAGAUAAGGUGACAAUUGAUGUUGCUAGUCCUCAGUCCGGUGUGAUUCAAAAGUUUGUGGCCAAUGAAGGGGAUACUGUCGAACCAGGUACCAAGAUUGCUGUUAUCUCAAAGUCUGUUGAUGGUGUAGACCAUGUUGGUCCAUCUGAGAAGACAUCCGACAGAGCUGCUGCUCAAUCAUCUCCCCCUGUUGAAAAUAUUGACAAGAAGAAAGAACCUAAAGUUGAAACUACACCUGUUACUGAGAAGCCUAAACCUCACUCUCCACCACCUUCUAAACCCUCUGCUAGAGAACCCCAGCUUUCCCCCAAGGAAAGGGAAAGAAGAAUUCCUAUGACAAGGCUCCGGAAACGGGUUGCUACGAGAUUGAAAGAUUCACAAAACACAUUUGCAAUGCUGACGACAUUCAAUGAAGUUGAUAUGACAAAUUUGAUGAAGCUUCGUUCUGACUACAAGGAUGCAUUUGUUGAGAAGCAUGGAGUCAAGUUGGGGCUUAUGUCUGGAUUUAUAAAAGCUGCUGUCAGUGGACUCCAAAAUCAGCCUAUUAUUAAUGCAGUCAUUGAUGGGGAUGAUAUCAUAUAUAGAGAUUACAUAGAUAUAAGCAUAGCCGUUGGUACUCCCAAGGGCCUUGUUGUGCCAGUUAUUCGCAAUGCCGAUAAGAUGAAUUUUGCUGAGAUAGAGAAGGAGAUGAACACCCUUGCAAAGAAGGCAAACAAUGGAUCUAUAUCAAUUGAUGAGAUGGCUGGAGGUUCAUUCACUAUAUCCAAUGGUGGAGUUUAUGGAAGCCUUAUAAGUACCCCCAUCAUCAACCCCCCUCAGUCGGCAAUCUUGGGUAUGCACUCAAUAGUUACCCGUCCAAUGGUUGUGGGAGGCGACAUCGUUCCACGGCCAAUGAUGUACAUUGCUCUUACCUAUGACCAUAGGUUGAUUGAUGGAAGAGAGGCAGUUUUCUUCUUGCGUCGUAUUAAAGAUGUUGUUGAGGAUCCUCGGAGGCUUCUCCUCGACAUAUGAAGCACCUCAUCGGCAGUGGCACAUGAUUUCAUUCGGGGGUUUUUCGAGAAUCAUAUACUUACGGAAAAAUAAAUACGUAAUAGGUCAAUUUUGUAGGAUCUGAUUUGUUAGUUGAGACCCUAUAGGCGAUUGCAGCUGGUUGAGAUUAAAUCUGAAAUGAGAGAGCUUGUCAGGUUGAGUCUUCCGAUUUUUGUAGUUGAUCGGCCUAGUUCUUGUUUUGUGCUACUGUGAAUCUUAUCAUGGGGAAUUGUUUCCAAGUGAAAUACCUUCCAACUUUCAUAUCUUUGCGUGGAAAACAUCUUAUUCAAAAGUAUCUGAUGACAUGAGAUCAUAAUAAAUUCUUCAAUCUUAUUUUGACCGGCGAUUCAAAUCGGUUGUUUU
Molecule: messenger RNA, 2327 nt
Organism: Prunus persica (peach)
Lineage: Eukaryota; Viridiplantae; Streptophyta; Magnoliopsida; Rosales; Rosaceae
Product: dihydrolipoyllysine-residue succinyltransferase component of 2-oxoglutarate dehydrogenase complex 2, mitochondrial
Exons: 14
Coding region: 552-1946 (464 amino acids)
Biological process (GO): tricarboxylic acid cycle
Cellular component (GO): oxoglutarate dehydrogenase complex
Molecular function (GO): dihydrolipoyllysine-residue succinyltransferase activity
Source: RefSeq, a predicted model, not a curated record